Mus musculus (house mouse) is the source of this 998-nucleotide messenger RNA. Its product is annotated as predicted pseudogene 5645. Lineage: Eukaryota; Metazoa; Chordata; Mammalia; Rodentia; Muridae. The transcript has 3 exons. The record is from RefSeq and is marked validated. The coding region runs from base 175 to 876 and encodes 233 amino acids.
ACUUUUGGUAGUCUUGGAAACAUAAAAAUUUAUAAUGUGAGUCUCUAACACUGGGCAGUCACUAACAGUUGCACUUCAAUGAAAUGAUAAAGGUGAUUCACCUCCUUUGGGACUUCAUUUCUAUUCAACAUUUCCUGUGAAUUCAAAGAUAUUUAUGAUCACAGAAUCUUUCAAAUGGAUCAACUCAUCGUUGAUACACGGAGAUUUAUCAAUGAGAAGGACUGCAUCUACAAGCUGAGCGGCCUCCUUAGCAGCUUAUCAGCUUUCAUGCUUGAAGUACUCAUUGCAAGCAUCUUAUCCUGGCGCCUAUGGGAAUUUGACAGCAAUGCUGUGCAGUUUGUGUCCUUUGGCCUGUUUGAAGCAUAUUACCCUCAGCAGUUUAACAUCUCUGGAACACUAACCAAGAUGCUGGUAUACACCCCUAUUGAUUCAACUUGGAACAUUUCAACUGAAUUUAUGUAUGCACAGAACCUGAUAGUAUUGGCCAUUUUGAUGAAGCCUGUGGUUCUGGUUUUCUGUGUAAUAGCCAUUAAAAUCAGCUGCACGAAGAACCCACUAGUGGAGAUGCAGAUAUAUUGCUACAAGAUCUCUGCCUUAAUUUUGUCUGUUAGCAGCAUGUUCGCAUUUGUUUCUGUGAUCUGGAACCACAUGGUAGAUUUUUAUGGCCACACCACUCUUGACUUUCCAUCUGAUUUUCCUGUUAAGAAAGAAGCUUUAACAAGCAAACAUUUAACUGUGGUGUUACCAGUAGGCCUCCUUAUAGCCACCAUGUCACUCUUUGGUGUGAUCAUGUUUCUCUCUGAGAUAAGCGAUUUGAAACUAAAGCGUCCUGUGAAGGCCAAUGAUGCUUCCAAAAUGGGCCUUCUAGAUGCGUGAAGUGAUAAGUUUUGGAUUUCCAACAUUUGUGAGAAUGUUCUUUAAGAAGUUUCCUCUUCCUACAGGAAACUCAUGUAGUUCUCAACACAUUCUAAAUAAAUUUGUUCUAUACCAAGCAUCAA